AUGUCUGAGUCAUCGCACUUAUACGCGCCACAGCCGUUACAGAGGAUUCACAUUGAGUAUCCAGAGUUAGCUCAGUUUUCCAGCAACGAAAGUGCUCCAAGAAGACCUGGUGUCAGCUACACACCGGUGACUGUGCUGCUGCCCUCCGACCGGCGACUGAUCAUGAUUCCAGCAUCGUUUCACAUACCCCCAAAUGGGUGCAUUUUGGUAGACGUUUCCAAUCCAGACAACGAAGAGGUCGCUGACACCCCCGAAAACAAUUCUGUUCGAUCUAGGUCUGCAAGCAAUGCCUCCAGCGCCGAUAUGGUCGUUGAAAGUGAGAUCAACACGGAUAUGUCGAAUGGGUGCACAGACUGGACGCUCAACAGUCAUAGCAAUUUUAUGCAGUUUUCUGACAUAUUGAGCAGCAGCACCGCACCCAGUCAUGACUCGUCCCAGGCUAUCAACAGCUAUUUUAGCAUGGGUUCAGCAUUUGGCCAGCAGCAGCAGCAUUUAACCGCCGCUGAAGAGUUUACAAAAGUUCAGAACACAAAGGACCAUGAUAGCUUUACCGACGAUUUUGCAGGCAGCAGCAACUUGACCAAUCUUUCGGUGGCUGAUUUGAGCAUCCUGCCAACACAGAUGAACAUAGAGAAAUCGACACAGUUGCUGAAACGAAUUCGAGAGGAGGAUAGCCAGGCAGAACUUCUCAAGCCAAAAAAACCGCAGAACGCAUUCUUUCGUUUCAGGCGCCAGUUCCAUAUGGAGUGCAUGGCAACAGGAAAAAAGCACAUGGCCAAGGAUAUCUCGGAGAUGGCAUCAAAAGUGUGGCGUUCUAUGACAGAAGCUCAAAAGGAUUACUACAAACAGCUUGCUGACGAGGAGAUGGGCGAGUACCAGGUGAAAAAGGACACCUACAAGGAGGCAACAAAGAAGGGAAGGAAACGAACAAAAAAAACGCUCAAGAGCCCGCCCACUUCCGCUGCAGCGCUGGCCACUUCGGACAAUAGUAAUAUCAGUCCCGUUUGUCAUCCUGACUCCACUUCAAAGGCUAUUACAGCUUACCAGCAUGCUAGAAAUAGUCACAACAAUACUGCAGCUGCGUUAACGUUUGCAACAGCCGCCGGGAUUCCACUUGACAUGGGCAGCUCCGUUUCUAGCUCGCACAUACCACUGCAUAUUCCAAAUAUUACAUCCAGUAAUUAUGACUGGACACAAGCUAUACUCGGUGGACCAUCAAUCUCGCUCAUGGACACGGAUGGGCCAAGUAUGCAGAGCAAUCCCGCGUUGCAGUCAAGCACCCCUGCGUCGGGCGCGGAUAAUCAAAUUGAUUACUUGACGGAUCAAAAUCAGCCGGUGCGACCUCAACCCGGCCAGUUGUCGUCAGCAAACAGCUACUUUUCAAAUUCCCAUCCUGCCAAUUCUGGAAUUAGCGCGCCCACCAGGACACCAAACAACCUCACCGGCGUUCUUCCAUCCAUUCCUGAUAUUGCGGUCGUCGAUCCAGAAAGCGAAGAUAACAUACAUACACUUCAGUACUUUUGA
Kickxella alabastrina is the source of this 1524-nucleotide messenger RNA. RefSeq lists its product as uncharacterized. Lineage: Eukaryota; Fungi; Kickxellomycota; Kickxellomycetes; Kickxellales; Kickxellaceae. The transcript has 2 exons. The coding region runs from base 1 to 1524 and encodes 507 amino acids. The record is from RefSeq and is a predicted model, not a curated record.